Didymodactylos carnosus is the source of this 1893-nucleotide messenger RNA. NCBI's taxonomy places the organism in Eukaryota, Metazoa, Rotifera, Eurotatoria, Philodinida, Philodinidae. The record is from the annotation of a GenBank genome assembly.
AUGACAUCAUCGUUACCAGAACAAUCAAGUGAUAAAGAAUCGGCUGCUGAUAUACUAUACGAUUUCUGUAGACAAAAUCAAAUUGAUAAAGUUCAAAAUUUAUUAACAACAAUCGAUGAUAUCAAUAUUUUGAAUACAAUUAAACAUCCAACUGGUUCAACAAGUUUACAUGUUGCAUGUUAUUAUGGCCAUAAAGAAUUGGUACAAAUUUUAUUAGAUUAUGGCGCAUUGCCUUCAAUUAGAAAUUUCCGACAUAAUUUAACACCAUAUGAAGAAGCAUAUACAGAUGAGAUCAAACAAUUAUUUAUAAAUAAACGAAUAUUUUAUUCUGAAACAGAUUAUGAUCAGAUUCAAUGGUCAAUAACCGGUGAUGAUUUAAUUAAAAAACGACGAGAAUUUCGAGAAAUUAUUCAUUUAUAUAGAUCGUAUGAUAAUCAUCAUCCAAUAGUAUCAAAAUUAUUAGCUGAAGUCAUACACUAUUAUUUAAAUGAAUAUUUAAAGAAUAUGCCGUCUACCGGUAAUCCUGAAGAUCGAGUUCCUGAAGAACAAAUUAAAGUUAUCGAAGAUUAUUUUCGUAAAGCUAUAGAUGAAAAAGACUAUUUAACAUAUUUCAUUAAAGCAUAUACAUUAACAGAUUAUUUUUAUAGAAUAUUAAAUAAACAUCUAGCAUUAUAUAUUCUACAAUAUUUCGACGAGACAAAAAAUUUUUCUUCAAAUUAUCGUCUUGUUAACUGUCUCGUUCAUAUUGUGACACUGUUAAUUAAUAAUCCAGAAAUUUUUAAAUAUCAGUUCAAAGGCAUAUGUUACCGUGGAAUGAGAGUAACAGAAAAUGAUAUAAAUCAAUAUCAAUCAAAUCAACAUAUAUUAAAUCGAUCGUUUUUAUCUACAUCAGUUGAUUGUAAUGUGGCCAAAUACUUUGCUGGUGAAGGUCAACAAUCUAAAAUGAGACAAACACUUGAUCAACGUCCUCUUCAAUUUUCAUGUUUAUGCCAAUAUAAAAUAAAACAAGAUAAAACAGCCAUAGAUUUACAAGAACUUUCAAGUAGACGAGAAGAAAAAGAAAUUCUUAUUUUACCAUUUGCUGUAUUUAAAGUCGUGAACAUUACGAAAAAUUAUAUUGAUAAUCCACAAGCAUCAAUUUCAGUUGAAAUUGAAUUAGAAGAAUGUGAAGAUCCAGAAGGCGACCCAUCGUUCGCUUCCUCGGUUAAUGACAUAAACGUCGAAAAGCAUCCGAGACGAAAACGUCUUUAUAUUCUUAUUGGUAUUUUAAUAUCGAUUAUUGGUUUGGCUUUAACUCUGACAGUAGUAUUUACAUUGGCAAUUAAAAAAAAUCCAUUACAAAGCAACGACGAUGACUAUCUUUCACCAAAAAGCUGUUCAGAUAUUUUAAGCCGAAGUGUCUGGAAUGCAGCAACAGCUAAAAGUCGUUUUAGUUUGAAAUUACCGGUUUCAUAUAUUGCAGUUCAGACAUUACCUAGUUCUAUUACAAGUAUGACACAGCAAGAUUGUGUUCGAUACAUAAAAGCAGUUCAAACAUACCAUAUGGAAAAUAGUAGCUACGAUGAUAUUUCAUAUAAUUUUAUUAUUUGUGGUGGUUAUGAUGCGGAUAAUAGUAGUAAACAAUUAAUUUACACAGGUAGAGGAUGGAAAUAUGUUGGAGCAUUUUGUUUAACUUACAAUAGUCGAGCAUUAGGUAUUGGGAUUAUUGGUAAUUAUACAAAUAUACAAUCUUUAAAUGCAUUCAAGUCAUUAAUGGACUGUGGUACUGAAAAUAAUUACGUGCAACAAAAUUAUACAAUUGUUCGACAUUAUGCUUCUCCAGACAUAUAUCAGUAUUAUAUGAAUUAUUUUAAAAAUCGUACAGCGACAAUGACACAAUAUAAUUGUCAAUGA